This is a messenger RNA of Astyanax mexicanus (Mexican tetra), 4704 nucleotides long. It is a transcript of the gene dnajc16, whose product is annotated as DnaJ (Hsp40) homolog, subfamily C, member 16. NCBI's taxonomy places the organism in Eukaryota, Metazoa, Chordata, Actinopteri, Characiformes, Acestrorhamphidae. The coding region runs from base 117 to 2486 and encodes 789 amino acids. The record is from RefSeq and is a predicted model, not a curated record. The transcript is spliced from 15 exons.
CAUGUGAUUCAGAAGGUGAAUCGUUUUGACUCGACUCGUGAAUAGUGAUUCGGUUCGGUUCUGGGGUUCGCUGAGCGGAGCGGGGAUGUGAGCGGCGGGUUUGACAGGUUGGAGUCAUGGCUGUGAGGGCGAUGCUGGUGUAUCUGCUCGUCCUGUUGGAGCUGCUGGUCUCUGUGGUGGGAAACGCUGCCCAGUUUGAUCCAUAUAAAACCCUUGGAGUGACGAGAAGUGCGAGCCAGACUGAAAUCAAGAAAGUUUAUAAACGCCUCGCUAAAGAAUGGCAUCCAGACAAAAACAAGAACCCCGAGGCAGAAGACAUGUUCAUUAAAAUCACCAAGUCGUACGAGAUUUUGUCGAGUGAAGAGAAGAGAGCAAACUACGACCGUUACGGACAGACGGACGACACCCAGCCGUACGGACACGGUCACCGCGGAUUCCGCCACUUCCACGAUAACUUCUACUUCGACGAGUCUUUCUUUAACUUCCCCUUUAACAGCAAGAGCGGCCGGGACUCUGCUGACAGUAAAUACACCCUGCACUUCAACCAGUACAUCAACGACGUCCUGCCUGAAACCUUCAAACGGCCGUAUCUGAUCAAGAUCACCUCAGACUGGUGCUUCAGCUGCAUCCAUAUCGAGCCGGUCUGGAAGGAAGCUGUGCAGGAGCUGGAGCCUCUGGGUGUAGGUAUAGGGGUGGUUGAUGUCGGCUAUGAGAGACGCUUGGCCAAUCACCUUGGUGCACACCGCACCCCCUCCAUACUGGGAGUUAUUAAUGGAAAAGUCACUUUCUUCCACUACGCCGUGGUCAAAGAGCAUCUCGUACAGUUUGUGGAGGACCUGCUUCCACAGAGACUGGUCGAGAAGGUCACUGACAGAAACGAUCGUGACUUCCUGAAGAGCUGGCACGACGUGAACAAGCCGCACGUUCUGCUGUUUGAUCAGGUUCCUGUGGUUCCUCUCUUAUAUAAGCUCACUGCGUUCUCUUAUAAAGAUUACGUUCAGUUCGGAUACGUGGAUCAGGGUCUUUCUGAGACGGCUGACCUGCUGAAGCAGUACAACAUCAACACUUACGCUCCAACCAUGCUGGUUUUUAAAGAAAACACCGAUAAACCAGCGGAUAUCAUACAGGCUAAAGGAAUGAAAAAACAAAUUAUUGAUGAAUUUAUCUCCAACAACAAGUUCCUCCUCGCUCCUCGUCUGGUGAAUCAGAAGGUGUUUGAUGAGCUUUGCCCUGUGAAGCAGUUUCAUCGGCGGAGGAAAUACUGUGUCCUGCUCAUCACUGGGGACGAGGACGCUUUCGUCCCUGGAAACAAGGCCUUCCUGUCUCUGGCCUCAGCGAACACCAACGAGGUUCUCCGAUUCACCUACGUGUAUCAGCGCCAGCAGCAGCCGCUGUGCUCCGUCCUGCUGAAGAACAGAGACAGCAUACCUCCACAGGUGGUGAUAUUGGAGCGGCGUAACGGGGCGGGGAAGGUGAUCUAUAAACCUGUGCUGGGCGGCUGGAACGGCAGCGAGGAGGAUAAACACAGGCUGCUGGAGGAACUGGAGCAUCUGCAGAAAGAUCCCUCCAUCCUGAAUCACGACGCCAUGCUGCCCCAACUCAACAACGAGUUCGCCUCGAUGUUUUUAAUCAGGUGGAUUUAUACAGCUUAUGAUUACCUGUCUGAAAUUGCUGAUGAUCUUCUCCACAAUAAUUGGAGAGAAAUGAUGCCUCUCCUGUCUCUGAUAUUUUCAGCUCUGUUCAUCCUGUUCGGCACGGUGGUUAUUCAGGCCUUCAGUGACUCCAGUGAAGAAAAACAGACGAAACCAAAAACAAAAGAAUCGACAAAAACAGAGAACGGGUCACCAAACACCACCAACACCUCCAGCAGUCGUCCCCCGAAGAAGAACUUUGUGGAGGUGACGGAGUUAACGGACAUCACCUACACCAGUAACCUGGUGAAGCUGAGACCGGGUCACAUUAACGUGGUGCUGGUUCUGACCGACGCAACCAAAAACAUCCUGCUCAGCAAAUUCGCCAAAGAGGUUUACUCCUUCACCGGGAGUCCGACGCUGCAUUUCUCCUUCUUAAACGUGGAUAAACACAGCGAGUGGAUGUCCACCCUGCUGGAGUACGCUCAGGACGCCAUGCAGAUCGACAUGGACGAGGAGGACAGCGGAGGACGGAAAAUGGACUACACCGGCUACGUCCUCGCCCUCAACGGCCACAAGAAGUACCUGUGCCUGUUUAAACCCGUCUACACCGGAGAGGACCCGGACGGCAGGUCCGAGGAGGACGCCGGGACCUCCACCUCCAGACCCAGGUCCGGCUCCAAAGACGAGCAUCAGCACAGGAAGAGCUCGGCCCGCUCGCGCUCCACCACCCUCCAGAUCCACCACAAACUGGACCGGCUGGGGCUGUGGAUGGAGAGGCUGAUGGAGGGGACGCUGCCCCGCUACUACAUCCCCGCCUGGCCCGGCCUGGACAAGAUUACCGUCAGCAAGUAGAACAGCGCUGGAGACGACCAGGAUCCUGAAGAAAGAAGAGGCGGAGCGUACAGGUGUAUCAGGUGGAGGGGUGUAGGUAGCGUCGGGUGGAGAACCGUUCCUCCUGUGGAGACUGAACUCAUUCCUCCUCUCAGACUCUGAUUAUCUGAUUAUGGAGAGAUUAAAGUACUUGAAGAGACACUGAUGCUGUAACUGAUCCCAGUCUAACAGUAGCUUCAUCCAACCUUAAUGCUGUGCUCCAACCGCUGUACCCUGCCUCCACCUUCCUCCCAACUCCAGACCCCCGGUACAGAGGGAGUCUCUUCAGCUGGAGACGUGCUGGAGCUCCGGGGAGGAGCUGAGAGAUCUCCUCUAAGGUUCAGUCUGGUUCGGUGGAGUUCUGCGCUCCACUGUUGUUCUUCACACGUUACACAGAUAUUUAACUUGCUAUAAAUGAGAUAGUGAGUCAAAUAAUAGAUCAUUUAUUAGUUUGGGUGUAUAAAUUUACAAUAACAACGAUAAAAAUAAGCAUUUACAAUACUUUACUAUAAUUUUAAUUUAUAGUACCGUAUUUUUCACACUAUAAAGUGCACUGGAUUAAAAGGCGACACUAGUAAGGAACAGGGGUGUCACCAUGUUUUCCGUCUAAUUCAGCUGUAAAGAUAAAACUGUAAACAAAUUCUUAAAAAUAAACAUUUUCUUUUAAAGUCAAAAACUGUUAGUUUGGGUAAUUAAAGAACUUCCAUUUAUUUACAGUAAGCUUAGAUUCCUGAAUUUUCACUAAGGCUGGGUGCAGCAGCAUUAGCAUUAGCAUUAGCAUUAGCGGCUGCCUGACAGUGCUGCACUAAGAUAGCGGUUUGUCCCACAUAUCUUAUUUUAACACUGUAAACAUGCUACAGACUACAGUCUGAUAUACACACCUCUGAACAGCGAAAGAGCUAGCGCUUAGCGCUGUGGUUAGUGGUGAAUGCUAAUGCUGCUCCAGCAUUACUAGCCAAGGUUAACAGCAGGCUACAGUCUCGUAAUACUCACCUCUGAACUGCAAAAAAGCUACUGCUUUGUGCUGUGCUUAGCGGCUAAUGCUAAUGCUGCUCCAGUCUGGGUGCUGGAGAUCUAAACUAAAACUCUGUAACACUCACUUUUCCUUAAAUUGUCAAAGUAUUUUAAGUGCACCUUAUAGUGCGAAAAAUACGAUACUGUGCAAAAAAAAUUAAUGCCUAAAAAUUCUGAGUUGUAAGUGUUUAUUUACAUAAUUAAACCCCUAAUAUUAUAAUAAAUACAAAACAUAUUGAUAGUGAAAAUAGUAGUGAAAGUAGUGAUAUGUUUUAUAUCACCUCUCCAGAGCUCCACUAAUAUUUAUCUAAUUUAUUAUUAAAGCUAAUCCAGUUCAGACAGUGCUGAAGUCUGUAAAUAUACACAAUUAAAUAAAGUAGUAUUUCUAUAAACGCUGAGAGAACUGAACACUGGUCACUGUGCUCGGGCGAUUCCUUUCACCCGGAUGUUCCUCCAUAUAUACGCUGGAUUACUCACUGUAAAACUCCCAGCAUGCCUCAGUAACGCGGGAUUUACCAGCUAAACCCCACAGUGAGACUCAGCUCGGGGGGAAAGAGAGGAAUAAACCGAUAAACUGAAGCAUUUUAUUGAGACACGAACCGAAGCGUGAUCUUCUGCUGUGAGAAUAAUGAAGCUGUUAAUCUGUAGCAUGAACUGAAACAUCUCCUUCUGCAGCAUAUAAACACCUAAACACAGAUCAUAACAUAUCUAUACCGUCUCAGACGCGCGCGUGUGUGUGUGUAAAUAUAUAUAUAUAUAAACUCUGUCCUGGAUGGAAGGUUCAGAAUAAGUGCAAUAAGACGGCCUCACCUUUAUUUUUCAUCGUUUACAUUACGCUACUAUAUUUAUUAUAUUAUUAUUUGUACUUUAUAUUUUUUAUUAUGGGGUGUAUUUCUGCCAGCUGUUGUAGGACUGCAGAACUUUACAGACCCGGGUCCAGAUUAUAAAUCAGGAGAAAUCCUCUAAAAUCUGCUUUCAGUGUUAAAUAUGUGCGCACCUAUUAAUAUUUUUUAUUAUUAUUUAAUUUCAUUUUUGUCUCUGCUUCUCCUGAUUGCAGACAUAACAAUAAACACAGCCUACUACUGUUCAGUUCAGAAUAAAGUCAAAUAUGGAUAAAAUCUCAUCAUUAACUUUUACUGCAAUCCCUCCCUCUCUCCCUCCCUCUCUCCCUCCCUCUCUCUCUCCC